Molecule: messenger RNA, 549 nt
Organism: Bacillus rossius redtenbacheri
Lineage: Eukaryota; Metazoa; Arthropoda; Insecta; Phasmatodea; Bacillidae
Gene: RpL30
Product: large ribosomal subunit protein eL30
Exons: 3
Coding region: 164-508 (114 amino acids)
Cellular component (GO): cytosolic large ribosomal subunit
Molecular function (GO): RNA binding; structural constituent of ribosome
Source: RefSeq, a predicted model, not a curated record
AUCUUUGGUGGCUUCCUCCUUUGUGUUGAUAUUUUUUUACGUAAGUCUGGUGAAAAGUGCUAAUGAAAUUGAAAUUGUUCGAUGUAUAUGUAGACGAUUUGAAUUAUAUUUUAAUAUUAAAAAUUUUUACUUUUGACAGGGGCUGUUAGCAGAUACAUUCAAAAUGGUGGUUCAAAAGAAGCAGAAAAAAGCGAUGGAGAGUAUCAACUCUCGAUUGGCGCUUGUUAUGAAGUCCGGGAAGUACGUUCUCGGAUACAAACAAACCCUUAAGACGUUACGACAAGGAAAAGCAAAACUUGUCAUCAUUGCAAACAAUACACCGCCUUUGAGGAAGUCGGAGAUAGAGUACUACGCGAUGCUGGCGAAGACGGGCGUGCACCACUACUCCGGCAACAACAUCGAGCUGGGCACGGCGUGCGGCAAGUACUUCCGGGUGUGCACGCUGUCCAUCACGGACGCCGGAGACUCCGACAUCAUCCGCUCCAUGCCCACCGGAGACGCGCAGUAAUCCCUGUAUUCAUGUGAAAAUAAAAAAUAUUCUCGUUUUUC